AGAGAGAGAGAGAGAGAGCGCAUUUAUUCAUAGUUUUAAACGGUAGAGAAAUAGGCAACGUGGAAGAAGAAAUCUACUGUUCCUAAUUUUGCAGGCAAUAAACGAUGUGUUCAAUGUUGAGACAAGGAGAGGACACACAGACACAAACCAGAGCCAAAGCCAAAACCAAAUAAUCAUGGCGAUGCGAAUGCCUUAUUAUCGACCUUUCAUGUCGACUUUUAAAAAUGCGAGGGACCUGCUUGGGACUAUAAUGAAUGAUACUGUUCUGUCAAGUAGCAAAAGCUGGCAAUCUUCAAGCAGAGUGACUAGAGUCGUAUCUUUUCAGGGCUCAGUAAAGUCUGUACAAACAACAUGCAGGAUCUCAGUUCCUGGCACUUCGCCGGAAAAUAAAAAUAAAACGUCUCCAAUCUUUUUGAGGGACAAGAAGUUGGUUCCUGAAUCAGAUCCUCCAGGCAUGAAAGAUGUGAACCUUUUGUACCAAUUCUUUGAUCAGAGUACCAAGCUUGUGGUUUUGACCGGUGCUGGAAUAAGCACAGAGUGUGGAAUUCCUGAUUAUAGAAGCCCCAAUGGAGCUUAUAGUUCAGGUUUCAAACCAAUUACCCAUCAGGAGUUUCUCCGUUCAAUCCGGGCUCGAAGGCGGUAUUGGGCAAGGAGCUAUGCUGGGUGGAGAAAGUUUACUGCUGCACAGCCUGGUGCAGCUCAUACUACCUUAUCAUCUCUUGAAAACGCCAGCCGAAUAAAUUUUAUGAUUACACAAAAUGUUGACAGGCUGCAUCAUCGAGCUGGAAGUGACCCACUUGAAUUACAUGGGACUGUUUAUAAUGUAAUUUGUUUAGAUUGUGGUUUUUCUCUUUGCCGGCAUCUAUUUCAAGACCAAGUAAAGGCCCUUAAUCCAAAGUGGGCAACAGCAAUUGAAAAUUUGGAUUAUGACAGCCAGUCGGACAAGAGCUUUGGCAUGAAGCAAAGGCCUGAUGGUGAUAUUGAGAUUGAUGAAAAAUUCUGGGAGGAAGAGUUUCACAUCCCAUCCUGCCCUAAAUGCAAUGGAGUGCUCAAACCUGAUGUUGUCUUCUUUGGUGAUAAUGUUCCCAAGGAUAGAGCUGAUAAAGCAAUGGAAGCUGCAAAAGAAUGUGAUGCUUUUCUUGUGCUUGGGUCAUCUCUGAUGACCAUGUCUGCUUUCCGACUUGUUAGGACUGCUCAUGAGGCAGGUGCUGCUACUGCAAUUGUAAAUGUAGGUGUAACCCGGGCUGAUGAUUUUGUGCCUUUGAAAAUCAAUGCUCGACUGGGAGAGAUACUGCCAAGAUUGCUUAAUGUUGGGUCUCUCAGCAUCCCCGCUCUCUAGUGAUUGUACCAGAAAAGGAAAAGGAUUGGUUUCUUGGCUGGAAUUUAAAGAUAGCCCUCGGUUGAUGAUGCCAAUUAAAUAUUCUUCUUAUUUUGGUUAAAAUAUAAUUCCUAGGUCAUUGCUGGUUAUCCAAGACUUUUUUUUUUUUGGUUAGUACCCAAUACGGUUUUCUUUCUAUUUUAAAUAAAUAGCUGGGGCAAAGUAGAGACAAAAAAUGUGUGGAAGGAAAAGAAGGAAAGAGGAAGGCACUACAUCAUAUAUUCAUUCCUCUGCAAUGUGUUAUACAGGUAAAUUUGUGGGGGAGAUGUGUUAAAAGCCAGUCAUCAAAGGGGUCGAUGGUAAUUAUUCCCACAUGGGGAUAAAAGAAGUGUGUAUUGUUUAUGCAGCCUCCAGGAAGCCAAAUUGUUUGGUCUCUUCAAAUUAAUAUAAAAUGAAACAGAACCAAUUUUUUAUUUUUAUUUUUAUUUUAUUUUUUCCCCCCAGCCGAUAUGCUUAAGCAUUUAUAUUUUGAUGAACUGGGAACCUAUCAUUAGCUCAAAAUUAUGGAUUGGUACGUUAUCUAUUUGUUAUUGUGUCAAAUCCUAAUGUUCCAAUCAAAAUUUGAAGUAUUUUUUAACAUGUA
This is a messenger RNA of Cornus florida, 1961 nucleotides long. RefSeq names its product NAD-dependent protein deacylase SRT2. The coding region runs from base 176 to 1339 and encodes 387 amino acids. The record is from RefSeq and is a predicted model, not a curated record. Gene Ontology annotation, molecular function: NAD-dependent protein lysine deacetylase activity; NAD+ binding. NCBI's taxonomy places the organism in Eukaryota, Viridiplantae, Streptophyta, Magnoliopsida, Cornales, Cornaceae. The transcript is spliced from 12 exons.